AUGUCUCCUCAGCAGCAGACAGUAUUCCGGUUGACGUCGGGCGGCGGCUUUGAGGGGUUGCAAGCAUUCAAAGAGCCCGUCCCGACCAUUGGCGACUACGAAGUCCUUGUCAAGAUUCACAGUGUUGCCAUCAACUACCGCGACAUUGCCAUAGCUAAUGGCACCUACCCGCUUGCGGUCAACGAUCAGGUCGUGCCUUGCACGGACAUGGCGGGACAGGUUCUUCAGGUCAGCAAGCAGGUCGACAACAUUGUAGUUGGCGACGCCGUGGUUGCCGCGAUUAGCUCUUCAGCAUUGUACGGUCCAAUGAAGGACGACAAACACACACUCGGAGGAUCCAAAGACGGCGUACUCAGAGAAUACAUCGUCCUGCCAGUACAUCAAGUUGUCAAGCUGCCUAGAUCGCUCCAUACCUUUACGCAAUGGUCCGCCGCGGUCGCCACGGGAACAACAGUAUGGAAUUGCUUUUAUGGCUGCUUGCCAUUAAAACCCGGCCAGACAGUACUUAUUCAAGGAACGGGAGGAGUCGCAUUGACCGCUCUCAUUUUCGCGAGGGCGGCUGGCGCAACCACAAUCAUCACGUCGUCCAGCGAUGAGAAGCUUGCAAAGGUGAAAGUCAAAUAUGGCGUUGACCACACGAUCAAUUACAAGACACACCCGAACUGGGCUGCUGAAGUACACCGCAUCACCGAUGGACAGGGAGCCAACCAUGUCAUUGAGAACGGCGGAAUUGGAACAAUUCGACAGAGUAUCGAGUGCGCUGCCAUGGGUGGGACCAUAUCCUUAGUCGGCUUCCUCGCAAGCAUACCCCAGGACCAGGUGCCCGACGUGACGCUAUUGGCACUUUCCAAAGGCGCCCUGCUGCACGGCAUUCUAGCUGGAUCCAAACAGCAGCUUGAGGAAGCCGUGCAAUUUAUUGGUAGCCGUGAUUUACCCGUGCCAGUGGACCGGACGUUCGCAUUCAAUCGGGACGAUAUCAUCGCGGCUUUGAAAUAUGUGGCAUCGGGUCAACACAUUGGCAAAGUGUGCAUAAACCUGAACUAG
Molecule: messenger RNA, 1044 nt
Organism: Cladophialophora psammophila CBS 110553
Lineage: Eukaryota; Fungi; Ascomycota; Eurotiomycetes; Chaetothyriales; Herpotrichiellaceae
Exons: 2
Coding region: 1-1044 (347 amino acids)
Molecular function (GO): oxidoreductase activity
Source: RefSeq, a predicted model, not a curated record